This is a messenger RNA of Heteronotia binoei (common prickly gecko), 6322 nucleotides long. It is a transcript of the gene ANKFY1, whose product is annotated as ankyrin repeat and FYVE domain containing 1. The transcript is spliced from 25 exons. Lineage: Eukaryota; Metazoa; Chordata; Lepidosauria; Squamata; Gekkonidae. The record is from RefSeq and is a predicted model, not a curated record. Gene Ontology annotation, molecular function: protein binding; metal ion binding. The coding region runs from base 66 to 3572 and encodes 1168 amino acids.
CCCGUCUUUUCGUCUCCGCUUGCCUCAAAUCUCGCGAGAGGUCCAAGCCGGAGGCCCGGGCCAACAUGGCGGAAGAAGAAGUGGCCAAACUAGAGAAACACUUGAAGCUUCUCCGUCAGGAAUAUGUCAAGUUGCAGAAGAAGCUUACCGAGACGGAGAGAAGGUGCACCCUCCUGGCUGCUCAGUCGAACAAAGAGAUUGCCAGUGACUCCUUCAUCAGUCGGCUGCUUGCCAUUGUAGCUGAGUUGUAUGAGCAGGACCAAUACAGUGACCUGAAGAUAAAGGUUGGAGACAAGUAUAUCAGCGCUCACAAAUUUGUAUUGGCAGCUCGCAGCGAGGCUUGGAGUCUGGCCAACCUGGUGUCGACCGAGGAGCUGGAUCUGUCAGAUGCUGACCCCGAGGUAACCAUGGCGAUGCUGCGCUGGAUCUAUACAGAUGAGCUGGAGCUGAGAGAAGAUGAUGUGUUCCUGACAGAGCUGAUGAAACUAGCAAACAGGUUUCAGCUGCAACUCCUCCGGGAAAGGUGUGAAAAGGGAGUUAUGUCGCUAGUUAACGUCAGAAACUGCAUCCGCUUUUAUCAAACUGCUGAGGAGCUGAAUGCUACCACUCUAAUGAACUAUUGUGCUGAAAUCAUUGCCAGUCACUGGGAUGACUUGAGGAAAGAGGACUUCAGCAGCAUGAGCGCUCAGCUCUUGUACAAGAUGAUCAAAUCCAAAACAGAAUUUCCUCUGCACAAAGCCAUUAAAGUGGAGAGGGAAGAUGUUGUGUUCCUGUACCUUAUCGAAAUGGAUUCACAGCUGCCUGGUAAGCUCAACGAGCUCGAUCAUAACGGCGACCUGGCUUUAGAUUUGGUGCUCUCUCGAAGACUGGAAAGCAUUGCGACCACCCUGGUCAGUCACAAAGCGGAUGUUGACAUGGUGGACAAGAAGGGUUGGAGUCUGUUGCAUAAAGCUAUUCAGAGGGGUGAUAAGUUUGCAGCUAACUUCCUUGUUAAGAACGGUGCCCGGGUGAAUGCUGCAACCCUGGGAGACCAGGAGACUCCCCUGCACUUGGUGGCUUCCUACAACCCCAAGAAGCACACGCCGGACGUGAUGGCGGAGAUGGCGCAGAUUGCAGAGUGCCUCUUAAAGGCAGGAGCCAAUCCGAACAUGCAAGACAGCCAAGGAAGGACUCCAUUGCAUGCCUCCAUUAUUGUGAGGAACGACCAUGUAUUUAGCCAGCUGCUCCAGUGCAAACAGCUUGAUUUGGAACUGAAGGACCACGAGGGAAGCACUGCUCUGUGGCUUGCGGUUCAGUACAUCACCGUCUCUUCAGAUCCAUCUGUAAACCCCUUUGAGGAUGCCCCGGUGGAGAACGGCACCUCCUUUGAUGAGAAUAGCUUUGCAGCCAGGCUUAUCCAGCGUGGCAGCAACACGGAUGCACCUGAUACUGUAACGGGAAUCAGCUUGCUGCAGAGGGCAGCAGGGGCAGGAAACGAGGCUGCAGCGCUCUUCUUGGCGACACACGGUGCCAAAGUCAACCACAGGGACAAAUGGGGAGAAACUCCACUGCACACAGCCUGUCGACAUGGUCUGGCCAACCUCACAGCAGAGUUGUUGCAGCAAGGAGCUAACCCCAACAUCCAGACAGAGAAAGCGGUGCCUGCCCAGAAAGGAGCAAAUGUCCCCAACGUAGCAGAUAAUGUCUAUUUGCAGACGCCCCUUCACAUGGCAAUAGCGUAUAACCACCCAGAUGUGGUGUCAGUCAUACUGGAACAAAAAGCGAACGCCCUUCAUGCCACCAACAACUUUCAGAUCAUUCCUGACUUCAGCCUCAAGGACUCCAGAGACCAAACAGUAUUGGGGUUGGCAUUAUGGACAGGCAUGCACAUCAUAGCAGCUCAGCUCCUUGGAUCUGGGGCCUCCAUCAACGACACCAUGUCAGAUGGGCAGACGCUGUUGCACAUGGCAAUCCAGAGGCAGGACAGCAAGAGUGCGCUCUUCCUGCUGGAGCACCAAGCCGAUAUAAAUGUCAGGACGCAGGAUGGAGAGACAGCCCUUCAGCUGGCCAUCAAAAACCAGCUUCCGCUUGUGGUCGACGCAAUCUGCACAAGGGGAGCAGACAUGUCCGUGCCGGAUGACAAAGGCAACCCUCCGCUCUGGCUUGCUCUUGAGAACAACCUGGAAGAUAUCGCCUCGACUCUGGUGAGACAUGGUUGUGAUGCAACUUGCUGGGGUCCAGGGCCAGGGGGAUGUUUACAGACCCUCCUUCAUAGAGCCAUCGACGAGAACGAUGAACAGAUCUCCUGCUUCCUUAUCCGCAGCGGCUGUGAUGUCAACAGCCCAAGGCAGCCGGGUGCCAACGGAGAGGGGGACGAGGAGGCCCACGAUGGACAGUCACCUUUGCACUUGGCAGCAUCUUGGGGCCUUGAAGAGGUGGUGCAGUGCCUUCUAGAGUUUGGUGCCAAUGUCAAUGCACAGGAUGCAGAAGGAAGAACACCCAUCCACGUUGCUAUCAUCAAUCAGCAUGCCGUCAUCAUCCAGCUGAUGAUCUCUCACCCCGAUAUCCAUCUCAACCUACGUGACCGGCAAGGCAUGACCCCUUUUGCAUGUGCAAUGACUUACAAAAAUAACAAGGCCGCAGAAGCAAUCCUGAAACGGGAGCCGGGAGCUGCUGAGCAGAUGGACAACAAAGGACGGAAUUUCCUCCAUGUGGCUGUUCAGAAUUCCGACAUCGAGAGCGUGCUGUUCCUGAUCAGUGUCCAAGCAAAUGUGAACUCCAGGGUCCAGGAUGCCUCCAAGCUCACUCCAUUACAUCUUGCUGUGCAAGCCGGCUCGGAAAUCAUUGUGCGCAAUCUGCUGCUUGCUGGGGCCAAGGUCAAUGAACUGAACAAGCACCGCCAGACGGCCCUUCAUCUUGCCGCCCAGCAAGACCUUCCCACAAUUUGCUCGGUCCUUCUGGAGAACGGAGUAGACUUCGCAGCUGUGGAUGAAAACGGGAACAACGCCCUCCAUCUGGCAGUGAUGCAGGGGCGUCUCAACAACAUCCGUGUCCUCCUGACGGAGUGCACCGUGGAUGCAGAAGCCUUUAAUGUCAGAGGCCAGUCCCCAAUGCACAUCCUGGGGCAAUAUGGGAAAGACAACGCAGCAGCCAUCUUUGACCUCUUCUUGGAAUGCAUGCCGGAGUACCCUUUGGACAAACCGGAUGCUGAAGGGAACACAGUGCUUCUUUUGGCCUACAUGAAGGGAAACGCCAACUUGUGCCGGGCCAUUGUGAGAGCCGGAGCACGCUUGGGAGUCAACAACAACCAAGGAGUCAACAUCUUCAACUAUCAAGUUGCUACCAAACAGCUUCUCUUCAGGCUCUUAGAUAUGCUGUCCAAAGAACCUCCGUGGUGCGAUGGCUCAAAUUGCUACGAAUGCACUGCGAAGUUUGGGGUCACGACGAGGAAGCAUCACUGCCGGCACUGUGGGCGUUUGCUGUGCCACAAGUGCUCGACCAAGGAGAUCCCCAUCAUCAAGUUUGACCUGAACAAGCCAGUCCGGGUUUGCAACAUCUGCUUUGACGUUUUGACGCUGGGCGGAGUCUCCUAGUGUGGCUCGCAGGAAGGGGAGUGGCUUCCAGGCCUUGCCCCUCUCACCCUCCUGCCUUGCAGCCACUCAGUGGCAAGUCGUCUGUAAUGGAGAUGGGGAAGCUGAUAUUUGUCUUCCUGUUAACAAUGGACUUUGACUGACUUAAGGGACCACGUAAACACUAUAUUCCAGUAUAAAUGAGUAUUUUGUACAUUUGCCGAAUGUUAACCAUGGGUAAUGGCUAGAAAUUGGACCCGGAAACAAAUUGGGACUGUUGCAAAGUGAGAAAAUGAACACAAAUUGGGUUAGACCCUCCGCUUAUCAUAGUACGGGGCAUUGAAAGUGAAACUUCUUGCAUUAACUGAUCAUGUAAUACAAUAGGCCUUAGCAGGCCUUAAUGCUCUUGGAAGUCCUAUGAUGGAUCUUUUGUUAUUUUUUAAAAGAGAUUGCUAGCUCUUAUCUCUGGGUAACUCCGUGUGAUUUGCCCCUUUUUGGUUACCUUCUCCAAGAGACUGAUCCUAUUCUUGUCUAGCUUUGUCGUCAGAUGGGCAAUUCCACUGUGCACCACGAACUGCCCCUUCCAAAAACAGGGUUUUGUUUAACGCAUCGCUGAGUUUUUUUGCGUGGCCUUACAACAAAAGCUUUACAGUUUUUCCUCCUGUAGAAACAAGAACCUCAAUUACAGCUCUCGUGUCUUUGUAACUUAGGUUCUUCCCCCAACACGUUACGCACUCUCAAGUCCCAGGGGAGAAGAGGUGAGGCUGCCUUUACCAAAUUCAGUGACUGCUCCUCAAAGGGAGAAAUCCGCAUAAGCUACUGGCUCGUCUCCUUCAUAGUCAUUAUCAGUUUUGCUUGGCAAAAAUAGUCGUAUGUUUACAAUAGUGCAGGAAGUUCCGAGGGGCGGGGUUUAAAGCAGUAUGUUUGGUGCAUCGGAGCUCCUGUGGAGCAUUCUGGGUGAUGAUGCAUGGUGAAUCUGGGGAUAAGGCAGCCUGUGGUGCCCGGCAGAAAGGGGAUGUUCCCAACAACACUGGUCACUGAGGUCUUGCUCUUGCGGCUUGAGAGGCCGAGGGGAGGGGGAGGGGCAAUACUCUGGAGAUUUUCUGCACUCAGAUGGAUAGGGUGCAAGGUGUUUGCAGCUUGCCCUGUCAUGAGUUUUGUUUCAGUUCUUGACUCCAGUACAGAAGCACAUUCUUGUCACUGCAGCCCCUUUGCGAUGGUGAUCUUACAUUAGCCGUACUUUUAUAAAACACCAGAAUUGUGUCCCCCUUGAAAGGAGACUCUAAAUGAUGUAGUGACCAGCAAGCGUGACUGUUAAGAUUUGCAAACCCACCAUGUGUUUAAGUAGAAAGUUUGUUUGCCUUUUCUUUCUUUCUUUCAUUCAUUUUUUUUAAAAAGAAACAAAACCAGGAAGGAGUUUAUAGCUUAAACCUCUUUGCUGUUCCACAAACAAAUAAUUUGUGAUAUGCGUUUCUCUUACCUUUUGUAACCACUACUUUCUCAGCGCGUGGAUGUGUGUAUGUAUGGAAGGGAAGGCAGAAUAUCAUUCAUAACCGGAUCCCAUCGACCACCCUCACCCAAUACUAACUUGUCCUGUAAUGUUAUCAACUACGUAUAUAUAUAUAUAUAUGUAAAAAGAGCUGAUAUCAGAGUGCUACUUUUCUAUAUUUCUGUGAUUUAUAGGAUAUUACUGCUUUGUAUAUUAAAUGAAAAACCUGGGACCCGUGCAGUAAAAAAAAAAAAAAGCUGAUUCUUUAAGAGGGAACUCUUAAAAAUGCUAAAACAGUACAUUUCAGGAGGGAUCUGAGUUCGCUUGUCAGCCCUGUAGACUCUGUGGAAAGAAAAGCUGGAACUCCAGGCUCUUCAGCUGCAUGGCAGCAACGAAUUGCGGAGGGGCUAUGCAGAGGGGUGAUUUUUUUUGGCUUGUCAGUCUGUUCCCUCAUUCUAAAAUGGGGCUGUGUAAACGUUGAUGUUUCAACCUGCAUUUGAAAAAGGAAGGAACCAGCAUCUAACUUUAGGAGUCCUCUGAAGCAGGUGGAGAACCAGUUGUGGUACUCUGACUGGCGCUCAGAACAUUGACGUUUUCCAGAAGCACUAGCCUUCUAAUUGAUGCCACAGUCUUUAAUGGAUCAGGGCUUCUAAUAAAUUAAGCAGCUGGGUGGCUGGGUGAAAAGUGUAUGUUUCCCUCCCAGGGUUAUAACUUCACCACCACUGUUCUAAAAAGAUUGAUAACUGCAACCACUUAAUUUGCAUUGACAAGAAUUGUUCUUUCUUUUCCACUUUACCUCCCAAAGAUUUUUGAAAUCAAUUUUUCAGACUGCUGAUGUGGAGGGGCGAGGGGAAACCACAUACAACCGAACCCCGAGACAUGAUAGUCUAUGGCCUUGAUUGUCCGAGGUUAGUGGUCCACAUGUGCAUCCUUGGUCUGGAUUCAGUCUCGAUAACGUGGUUAUGAGUCUGAACUUCAGUCAAAGUCACAGUAAGAUGGGACUGUUUUGCUGGGACCGGCCUUGCGUCUGUUUGACUAAUCCAAGAAACAAGUGCAGUUCUCUUCUGAUUGGUGGUAAAUUAGACAACGAUUGACUUGCAGAAUGGCACCAGUGACUCCACAGGGCUCAGGGGAAUGGGAAGACGGAGCAUUCCUUAUGAGAUACGGUCCUCAGACAGUACAUUUUUUGGGGUGGGGGGGUGAUACUAAAUGGGCUUUGUCAGGUUGCACAAAACUAAUCACUGUAAAGCACUUUUAAUAAAAAAACAUUUAAGUCUAAACUUUA